This is a messenger RNA of Mytilus trossulus (common blue mussel), 1277 nucleotides long. Its product is annotated as cellulase/esterase CelE-like. Gene Ontology annotation, molecular function: beta-glucosidase activity. Gene Ontology annotation, biological process: glucan catabolic process. The record is from RefSeq and is a predicted model, not a curated record. The coding region runs from base 173 to 1249 and encodes 358 amino acids. NCBI's taxonomy places the organism in Eukaryota, Metazoa, Mollusca, Bivalvia, Mytilida, Mytilidae. Gene Ontology annotation, cellular component: extracellular region; cell surface. The transcript has 2 exons.
UUAUGUAAGAGACUUUUGUGACGUGUUCUUUUAUAAGUUGAACAUAUUUAUAAAGUCCUGUGUUCUGCAGCGCCCUUGUCAUUCCAGUGGUGAUCAACGUCGACAGUGGGUCUUUAUUGGAGCGGGAAGCAAGUUCAUAUUGUGAAAAAGAGCACCUAAAGAAUACGUUAUAAUGUUCCAGAUACAUCCUAAAAUGAUGACAAUUGUGGUAUUAGUUAUCAUAUGUGCAUUCUGUUUGAAAGAUUCUUUAGCCAGACAUAAUCCAUAUACACCAACUAAAUACCAGAAGAAGAUAGCUCAAGGAUUUUCCACGAAUUAUUUCAAAACCCUCAAUUUCAAGAAAUACAACAAGAAAAACUUAGCUGAUAUUUAUGAACGAGGUUUUAGAAAUGUACGAUUAAGAUGUAGAGCAGAUCUUGACAAUUUAAACAUGGCUAUCUUUUUGGAUAAUUUAGAGACUGUCGUGAACGAUUGUCUUGCUACGAACAUUGCUCCAAUAAUUUCUUGGAUCCAUCACGAGGCCGAAGCUUUCGCUACUGAAUCACAUCGAACCAAUUAUUUGAAGUGGUGGAGACGAGUUGCUGAAAAGCUGAAAGAUAAGGACUACAGACUUUCAUUCAACCUAUUUACAGAACUAGGAGUCGACUCAUGUGAAAAUGAGUGCGCACAAAGUCUCAGAGAAAACACAGCAAAAUACAACGACUGGACAUCUGCUGUCGUAAAAAAGAUAAGAAAAUCCGGCGGAAAGAAUGAUAAACGGAUGCUGAUUCUAGGUUCUCCAAAGAAAACUGCUAAAGGAUUAGAAGAAAUCGACCAAAAUAUUUAUAAAAACGAUCCUUAUAUGAUGGCAGAGUGGCAUAUCUAUGCAUCCGGACCAAAUAAAAAACUAACGAACGACGGAAAUCCAGGUCAAAAAUAUUGGUCUGGGACUGGCGACGAUUUUGGAAAAAGUAAUGUCAUGCUUGCCAUCGGAUAUGCAAACUAUUUUACAUCAUUUUACAAUUUGACCACUUAUCUUGGUGCUUGGAUGCCACAAGCUAAUGAAUUCGGGGACUUGAACCAAUCGGAAAUCAUUAAUUUUGGAAAAUAUUUUGUCCAAGUAAUCAAACCGAUCCCUUGGUCGAUGAAUGUUCUUGAUACCUACUACGACACAAGGAACAGCGAUUGGAAAUUAGAUGACCAGGUUAUCAAAGGUCAGACAUUGAAUAUGUCACGAGUUCUGGAUGAAAUUAUAUCGGUUAUGAAAUGAAUUCAGAAAAAACAUUUUUUUUCCAUGG